Molecule: messenger RNA, 723 nt
Organism: Parastagonospora nodorum SN15
Lineage: Eukaryota; Fungi; Ascomycota; Dothideomycetes; Pleosporales; Phaeosphaeriaceae
Exons: 3
Coding region: 1-723 (240 amino acids)
Biological process (GO): DNA alkylation repair; base-excision repair, AP site formation; base-excision repair
Cellular component (GO): protein-DNA complex; nucleus
Molecular function (GO): DNA-3-methyladenine glycosylase activity; alkylated DNA binding; DNA-7-methylguanine glycosylase activity
Source: RefSeq, a predicted model, not a curated record
AUGGGACAGCAGGUCUCCGGUGCCGCCGCCGCUUCAAUCCGCAAGAAAUUCACAUCGCUCUUCCCAGAAACCCACCCCUCCUUCCCCUCCCCCUCUCAAAUCCUUGAAAAGGACCUCCCCACCCUCCGCACCGCGGGCCUCUCCCAGCGCAAAGCAGAAUACAUCUCAGGACUCGCCGAGAAAUUUGCAUCAGGGGAGUUGAGCGCCCCGAUGCUCGUCACAGCCAGUGACGAAGAGCUCAUUGAGAAGCUCGUAGCCGUGCGCGGCCUGGGCCGCUGGAGCGUGGAGAUGUUUGCGUGUUUUGGACUGAAGCGGAUGGAUGUGUUUAGCACGGGGGAUCUGGGCGUCCAGCGCGGUAUGGCUGCAUACAUGGGCCGAGACACGAGCAAAUUGAAAGCCAAAGGCGGGAAAUGGAAGUACGUCAAAACCCACCUCACCUCUCUCACCGCGCGAAAGAUUUUCAUCGCUGCGCAGCUUCCGCAUCCCGAUGACCCUCCUGGAUUGUGUCACAGUCGACGGGGAGAAAAGAAAUCGCGCGAGAUGUGGGCACUGUCUGCUUCGAGCAAUUCGAGCGAGAGAAUGAAGCAACUUCCCCAAACGUUUACAUCGACUAACGCAUCGUGCCAUAGAUAUAUGACCGAGGCUGAGAUGCUCGACCUGGCAUCCAAGUUCUCGCCUUACAGGUGCGUCCAAGUCCGCUCUGCCUUUUGGUGUCACCCUUGA